Molecule: messenger RNA, 1254 nt
Organism: Penicillium verhagenii
Lineage: Eukaryota; Fungi; Ascomycota; Eurotiomycetes; Eurotiales; Aspergillaceae
Product: putative acid phosphatase
Exons: 3
Coding region: 1-1254 (417 amino acids)
Biological process (GO): phospholipid catabolic process
Molecular function (GO): hydrolase activity, acting on ester bonds
Source: RefSeq, a predicted model, not a curated record
AUGUUCACUAAGCAGACUCUGUCCGCCUUUGUUAGUGCUUUGGCUCUGGCCUCGGCCAAGACCAUCUCUACCAGCGAUGAGUACCCUACCGCUGCGGAGAUCGCUGCCUCCCAGGCUUCCGUCUUGCCCUACUCUCCCGUCUCCAACGUGAAGGGUCUGGCUUUCGACCGCUUCGCUCAGAUUUGGAUCGAGAACACCGACUACCAAACUGCUGCCGAUGAUAAGAACUUUGCCAAGCUGGCCAAGGAGGGUAUCCUUCUGACCAACUACUUCGCAUUGACUCACCCCUCGGAGCCUAACUACGCCGCUUCCGCUGCCGGUGAGAGCUUCGGCAUGGACAACGAUGACUUCCACCAGCUGCCUGCCAACAUCUCCACCAUUGCCGAUCUCUUCGACACCAAGAAGAUCGCCUGGGGCCAGUACCAGGAGGACUUGCCCUACGCCGGCUACCAGGGCUACCGGUACCCCGAGUCCGGAUCGAACGCGUACGUGCGCAAGCACGACCCGCUCAUCCUCUUCGACUCCGUCACCAACGAUGCUGUGCGCCCUCGCCAGAUCAAGAACUUCACCACCUUCUACGAGGAUCUUGAGCACGAGCGCAUCCCCCAGUACAUGUUCAUUACCCCCAACAUGACCAACGAUGCCCACGACACCAACAUCACUGUCGCUGGUGACUUCAUCGCCAGCUUCGUUCCUCCUCUCCUGAAGAACGAGUACUUCUCCAAGGAUGGUCUCAUCCUGGUCACCUUCGACGAGUCUGGAAACUACUCCGUCCCCAACCGCGUCUACUCCUUCCUCGUUGGCGGUGCCGUUCCCGAGCACCUGAAGGGUACUACCGAUGACACCUUCUACACCCACUACAGCAUCAUUGCUUCCCUCUCUGCUAACUGGGGUCUUCCUUCUCUCGGUCGCUGGGACUGCGGUGCCAACCUCCUCAAGCUCGUUGCCGAGAAGACUGGUUACACUAACUGGGAGGUUGAUUACGAUAACCUCUACAUUAACGAGACUUACCCCGGCCCCCUGUCUGAUGAUGACUACUCCACCUACGAGCCUCUGUGGCCCAUCCCUGCCACCACUGGUACCUGCAGCGCUGGCCACGGCAUUGCCGAUGUCGUUAAGCGCACUUGGAAGGGCCUUAAGGAGACCUUCGACUACACUUCUCCCAUUCCUUCUGACCCCAAGUCUGGUAUCAACUCUGGUAUCAAGUACUGGCGCACUGUGAAGGGAAAGAAGACUACUCGCACUACCGCAUAG